Fusarium subglutinans is the source of this 3720-nucleotide messenger RNA. Its product is annotated as NACHT domain protein. Gene Ontology annotation, molecular function: protein binding. NCBI's taxonomy places the organism in Eukaryota, Fungi, Ascomycota, Sordariomycetes, Hypocreales, Nectriaceae. The record is from RefSeq and is a predicted model, not a curated record. Bases 1 to 3720 code for a protein of 1239 amino acids. The transcript has 7 exons.
AUGGACCUCGCGCAAUCCUCACAAGCGGUUUCAUCAGCUAUACCUAAAAAGGGGGAUCGGAUCUUACAAAAUGCCAUCGAUUCAUUCCGGACUGUUCUUACACCCGAGCAGCUUGCCGAGUUCGAGAAUAUUCAAUCCAUACCGGAUACAGACGCAGUUCUUGUAUUCACGGCCGAGCUAGAUCUUCGACGACAGAACCAGAGAGGCAAAAGUAUUGCCAGCCGUCUAUUUCCCGUCCUUCAAGCAGUGCACAGCUUUACAUCUGUUAUAGACACCUUUGUUUCAUCAAACCCGACUAUUGCAGCUCUUGUUUGGGGAAGCGUGAAAAUGACAAUGACGAUCAUGCUCAAUGUCGCGUCUUAUUAUGAAGCCUUUGUCGAGUUAUGUAUAGAGCUUGGCAGGAUAUGCCCUAGGUUCGAGCAAUAUCAGGCUCUGUUCCCCGCCUCAGAACGCCUACAGAAUGCCUUGUGCACUUUCAACGCCUCUAUCAUCCAGUGCUGUCAGCGGGUCAUCGCAAUGCCGAAAAGGUCGAGUGGGUGGACUUCGCCACUCAAUCCACUCAACCCGUCGUUCUGGCAGUCAUUUCAGCAGGUCUUUGAGGCUGACUUGCAAAAGCUCCGUGAUAACAGCAAUAAUGUCAACAAAGAGAUUAGACUUGCAGCAGACCAGUCCCAGCAUCGGAAUAACGAGCUUCAAAGGCUAGAGAAUGAACAAGCCGACCGGUCCAGGCGGUCUCUGAGUCGCUUUAUGUCCCGCACACGCGAUGAUUUCGACAGAAUGCACAGGUUACAGAUAAUGAAACAGGAGGAACUAGAGAAUUGUUUAUCUUCUUAUGAUUACAUCAAACCUCUGAAACAGGCCCGUCAGAAGCGAUACCCCAAAUCAGCAAAAUGGAUCUUUAGCACAAACCAGUUCAAACGUUGGUCAGAUGGGACUACAUCAGGGUUACUUUGGUGUUCUGGAAAAAUGGGGUCGGGAAAGUCAAUCAUCUGCUUGAUCCCACGACCUUCUGGCUAUACCCUUCUUGCUGCAUUCCUUCUUGCUAUGCCCCUUCUUGAAGCUUUCUUCAGUGCCAAAAGAGAGAAUCCUCAUCUGAAAGAGGAUGUUUUCUUUCAUCUUUGCACGAAGGAAUCUUUUGUGACUGCCCCCAUGUGGGUCUGGAUGCUCUUCUCUGGCGACUUCUCGGGUGGCUCCUCAACCCUAUGUGCGAGUGUAAUCGACUACCUUUUGACUGAAAGAUCUGACCCUCAGAGCCACGUAACGUUCUUUUUCUCACGCUUUGACGACUUAGAGUCGAUGAGAGCUGAAACUAUUCUACGAGCUCUAGUUAGGCAGUUGGUCACCGUCCAGGAUGUUUCAGGUCGCACCAAGCAGGUUUUGGAGACCAUACGAAAUGCCUCUGGAGAUAUCCUAUCGGAACUUUCUCGGCUACUGACACAUCUACUAUCAAGAAAAGGUCCACCAUCAUGGGUUGUAGUCGACGGCAUAGAUGAGUGCCAGAGAGAAGAGCGCCAAGUACUCAUGAAGGUAUGGAGAUCAAUGCUGGACGAUGGCGCCAACGUCAGGCUGUUUAUCACCAGCCGAGAUCAUACGAGCUCCAUAUUCAAGGGAGCUUCGGUCAAGAUACAGCAAAUUUCUAUGAAUUGCUCGCUUGCCCAGGAUGGCAUGGCGCAACUCGUUGACCAGGCUGUGCAAAAGUCUCUUGAUUCUGAAGAGCUACUGGUCAGCGAUCAGACACUCAUAUCCGAAAUCAAGAACACACUUGCGAAGCACGCCGAUGGCAUGCAUGUUUCCCAUAUCUUGCUACAGACGGUAGAAGCUAACUCAUGUAGGAUUCUUUGGGUGACUCUUAUCCUUAGACACCUCUGCAGCCAGCCAAACAACGAAAAGAUCCGCGAAGCGAUUGCUCUAAGAAAUCUACCCAAGAACCUGACGGGGAUCUUCGACCGAAUUCUAGAUCGUAUGAUAUCUGACGAGAAAGAUAGUAUCGUUCAAGCACUUCUUCCGUGGAUAGUCGCAGCAAAGCAGCCUCUAACGCUUUCACAACUGGAAGAAUGCUGCCUGAUUAGUCCACUCCAAGAAUACACUAUCCGAGAUCGAUAUGUAAAUCGAAUUCAUCUUAUCGAUACUUGGUUCCAGGGUCUCAUUGAAAUCGACUAUGAGACAAAGACAGUUCAUUUUAUCCAUGCCUGCGUUCAACAAUUCUUUCUCACGGCGCCCGAUAGACAGGCGUUGUCGAACUUCCAUGUUUGCAUCCAAGAUGCUGACCGCCACAUUGGAGACAUUUGCGUCACAUACUUGAACUUCAGUGAUUUCAAGACGACUUUAGCCCGAGUUCGUCCACCACUGCCACCGAUAGCCCCUGAUGAGAUCUGCCAGCAGGCCCUCAGUAAUGAGUGGAGUUGGCCGAGGUUCCUGAGACUCUCUCAGAGAAUUCACGGUCACAAGCGACUGGCUGCUAAUAUUGAUACAACUAUUGCUUCAUGUACAAGAGCGCCUGAUGCAACUGGUCAAGAAACAAUAAUUCUCAAUCACCCAUUUCUUGCGUAUGCAUCGGCCUAUUGGCUCUCACAUUCGGUUGACUUCGACCAGGAGCAUUGUCAAACAUGGAGUCUAUGGAAGAAUAUGCUGAUAUUUGGGCAUGAACUAGCUUCGUCGCCAGUCUCUGAAGAACAUCAUCGGACUAUCGAUAAAGGCCUUGUUCUUUGGGCUACUCAAAACAGGCACUCUGCACUUUUGCAUGUCCUCGCUUCAUCAACGGAGCUGAUUGAGGAAUAUCAACGGGCCCUUCUCAGUUAUGUGAUGAAAGAGAGUGAUUUAAAACUUCUGCGUCGCAUGUUGAAUACCAACAUUCCGACCUGGGAGCUCUAUUCACUAUGCUGCAGAGCGGCGCAUGAUGGCCAUCUCGAGAUCAUCAAGGCAUUAUGUGAAGAAGAAGUGAACAUUAAUGAAUAUGGAAGUCUCUCGAAGAAUGGCCAUAUCAAAGCUAGUCUGCCUCUCCUAGAGGCUGUUGAGAAAGGCCACAUCAAAGUUGUGGAGUAUCUUCUACAGAAGGGGGCAAACCCUAACUCGCCGGCUGGUUUAUACCAGAGUGCGCUGGAACCAGCGGCAGAAUUGGGCGGCUUGAAAGGUCUCCAGGCUUGCCGGUUGCUUAUCGAUGCCGGAGCAAAUGCGAGAAAUACUGACAUACUGCUGAGGUCUUGUGCUCGUGGCGACAAGGAAAUCAUAAAACUUCUCCUAAGCGCGGGCGCUGAUGUUAACGCCUCAUAUCUUGCGCCAGGAUGGAAACUCCUAUCCGAGGAAGGUGCCUUUAUAUACCAAGAAAACACGGCCCUACUAGAAGCUUUCUCCGUUGCUGAGCCAGAUGUUGACGUUAUUGAGCUUCUGAUUGGAGCUGGCGCGAGAAUAAACAUAGGAAGUCCACAGGACAGUGGCUACAGACUAUUACGAGAAGCGAUUAGAAGUCGUAAUUGUCAUUUGGUAAGAAUAUUGAUACGGGAAGGGGCAAAUCCUAAUGGGAGGCCUGGUCUGCAUUGUGAUGAUACUCCCUUGACGCUAGCAGCUAUUGAAGGCUCGUUUGAAAUUAUAGGCUAUCUGCUGCGUAAAGGUGCUCGGGUUAUUGAUUUGGACCUCACAACUACAAGAAUACCCGGUGAUUUGAAAAAUGGAAAGAACUAUGAGGAGCUGUUAGCUGCAUUAAGACAAGCAGACCGACAGUAG